Tarenaya hassleriana is the source of this 968-nucleotide messenger RNA. RefSeq names its product ubiquitin thioesterase OTU1. Lineage: Eukaryota; Viridiplantae; Streptophyta; Magnoliopsida; Brassicales; Cleomaceae. Gene Ontology annotation, molecular function: cysteine-type deubiquitinase activity. The transcript is spliced from 9 exons. The record is from RefSeq and is a predicted model, not a curated record. Gene Ontology annotation, cellular component: cytosol; nucleus. Gene Ontology annotation, biological process: protein deubiquitination; endoplasmic reticulum unfolded protein response. Bases 133 to 759 code for a protein of 208 amino acids.
CCUAAGUGCGAAAGCGCUUCAAAUGGCGACAUCAGAUCCAAAAUCAAACACCUCCAAAGGUUUUCUUACACUAUUUUCGUCCCCCAUGAUCAAAUCUCUUGUCCAAACCGAAUAUCUUGUUUGGCAUAUAACAUGGAAGGAGCUGUCGUUCGGAGGGUUAUUCAGUCUGACAACAGUUGUCUGUUCAACGCUGUCGGAUAUGUCAUGGACCAUGACAAAAGCAAAGCUGCAGAGCUGAGACAGGUUAUAGCUGCAACUGUUGCAAGCGACCCAGAGAAGUACAAUGAGGCAUUUCUUGGGAAGCCGAAUGAAGAAUAUUGUGCUUGGAUUCUCAAUCCAGAAAAAUGGGGAGGCGCAAUCGAGCUCUCCAUAUUAGCAGAUUUCUAUGGUCGGGAAAUUGCAGCUUAUGACAUUCAGACCACUCGGUGUGACUUGUAUGGUCAGGAGAAAAACUAUGCGGAAAGGGUUAUGCUGAUCUAUGACGGUCUUCACUAUGAUGCUUUAGCUGUAUCUCCAUUUGAGGGAGCUCCUGAGGAGUUUGAUCAGACUAUAUUCCCAGUCCGAAAUGAUAGGUCCAUCGGACAAGUUGAAGGGCUUGCUCUGAAUUUAGUUAAGGACCAACAAAGGAAAAGGAGUUAUACCGACACUUCCAACUUCACUCUGCGUUGCGGCGUUUGCCAAAUCGGAGUAAUCGGGCAAAAGGAGGCUGUGGAGCAUGCACAAGCAACUGGUCAUGUCAACUUCCAAGAAUACAGAUGAUGAUGAUGAUCGAUACAAUGUCAUCUUCAAACAUGAUAUAUCUGCUGGAUGGCAAUUUAUUUGAUUCUCUGUUGUAUGCUUUCUUUCAUGGAACUGAUCGGUUGAAAAUUCCCUGCAUUCGGUGUUGUACAAUAACCUGCGUUUCAUCAUAUCAUAUUGGUGGACCUUUGUCGCCAUCACCAUAAUAAUAAAGGCGUCUCUUUUGGCUC